AUGGUCUUUCUGUCCCCACACAUACAACCUAAAGGUGUGAGAUGGCAGGAACAUGUCAUAGGCAGAACCCUGGAAGUCAGGUUUGACUGGCACGGGGCCCGCAUCCACCUGAUUGCUGUAUACCAACAUGUUUGGUCACCGGCCAAACAGGUGCAGAACAAUCGUCAGGACAGGGCACAGGUCCUAAAAGCUCUUGGCAGAUGUGUGCAAAGGGUGCCACACCGGGACACGCUUAUCAUCGCAGGCGAUUUCAAUAGCUCCUUGCAAAAGCAGCCUAGGCUGGUAGGUCCAGAGCUCAUAAGCCCACAGGAACCGCGACCUGACGAACCAGAGCUCACCAACUUCCUGUUGAGUCAUCGCUUGGUGGCCCUCAACACGUGGCGACCUCAGCCAUUAUUUACGUACCAGCAGGGGGAUACAUGCACACAAAUUGAUUUUGUGCUUACGCGAGAGGCGUCAGCCGGAGGCACUGCCAAGGCCUCCACGCCACUGGCGGCUUUUCCGCUGGGCGGCUGGAAGAAAAGCGGGCAUCUGCCCAUCAGUGCGACUGUCAAGCCAAUACGUCACUGGAAUCUGCCGCCUCCUCAGAUACAGACACAUCAGUUUGACGCUACUGCCCUGCAAGCGGCUGUGAGGGACAACACGCUGCCGGCUCAGCAAAUGCUUGAGUGGGUCACAACCCGUCUCACUCCGGACAUGCAGCCGGCGUCAUGGGAUCGCCUUCUUGGCGAAGCCUCCUCCAGGUUUUUCCCUAAGACCCCGGUGGCAAUGCCAGAAAGUCCGGAGACGCGCAUUGCUAGAAGAAUGUGGCGCUCUGCACGAGGGAGCAAUGCUCACACCAGUGCUGAAUCAGCUACAGACGCAGCUGCCCGUCAACUGCUACACGACCAGCACAAACUGGCGGUCAAGCAGUCUCGCAAAGACCAAACCAAGCGGUUCCUUGCCGAGGUGGACCAGGCUCUCAACCAGGGAGACCAACACCUAGCAUACCAAACUCUCAAGCAUCUUCGCCCGUGGAAACCAGCUCUGAAGGCUCAGCUCAAGGAUUCGAACGGUUUCUUGCUCAGCCCCGAAAACGAACUUGCAGAGUUGGGCAAGUACGCCACCAAGGUCUUUGCAGCGCACCCACCGCUUCCUUCUGACGCGGGACUUCUGCCCCUACUGCCGCAGACCAAGUUGGCGAAACACAUUGCUUCGAUAAAACCUGGAAAGGCAGUUCCGAAAGGAGCAGCACCGGCCGCAGCCUGGAAGCUCUGCGCACAGCCGGUAUCCGAAGCGCUCUCACAUUACUGUUCUGCUCUGACACAGGACCAGCCACUAGACGAUGAUCUGACACGAGCGGAUCUCUGCUUAAUCCCCAAACCGGGCAAGCCGGCUGACAAGCCUUCCCAGCUAAGACCGCUGGGAAUACUCCGGCCGGAUGCUAAAGGCCUGGCGGGAACGGCUAAGGAGCUCCUGGAACCUCUCACGCUGCCAUACAUGAAGCCUCUCCCUCAGUUUGCAUACCUACCAGGGCGGGGUCUCUCUGACGCUCAGAGUAGAGUGGUACAGCACCUGCGAGAGGCUCGGCAACUAUGUCGCAAUGCGAACCUCACCAGAGCGGAUCAGCAGCGGGGACAAUGUCCUGUUGGUCUAGUCGGCGGCAUCACCUUUGCACUCGACCUGUCACAGGCAUUCGACACUGUCUCUCGCAGCGAAAUCUUGUCUCUGCUUGAUGAACUAGGCGCAGAUCCCUCCCUACAAAAACUGAUACACGGCCUGCAUCAUCGAUCCAAGUACAGGCUCCAUUCACAAGGGGCGCACCAGGAUGUGGAAACCACCACAGGCAUCAAACAAGGCUGCAAGCUGGCCCCUACGUUGUUUUCCGUUCUAACAGGCCGUCUUCUGCACAGGCUGAUAGGCACAUUUGGCUGGGACAAUGUCCGCAGAUACUUCACUGGGUACGCCGAUGACUUUACCAUGCAUCGCACAAUUCGUCACAAAGCGGACGUGGACGCAGCUCACAAAAUGAUCCUACAGCUUUUGUCGGAGGUAGAGAAACUAGGCCUGCGCGUCAAUCCAACCAAAUGUGCUAUUCUAGUCAAACUCAGUGGCAGAGAGGCCGAGGCCACGCUCCAGAAGCACACCUGUUGGCUUCCCGACCAAGACGGAAAACUCCAGCGUCACUGGCGACUGGGCAGACACAAGUCCUUCCCCGCCUACAAACUUGAAACACAAAUCAAGUACCUGGGCAUUCAAAUCUCCUAUGGGAACUUCGAAAUGCAAACGCUGCGCUUCCGUAUAGCGGAAGCUGCCAAAAAGCUCCAGCAGGUCAAGCGAUUUGUUUACAACCGCAGAACUGCAGGGCCAAUGGCCAGGUUGAAGGUUUGGUUCACCACCGUAUGGGCCACUCUGGUCACAGGACUUCCUGAAGUCGGCUUCACGGAGGAAACAGCCAGGCAUCUCCGAGGUUGGUAUGCACACAAGCUACGCUCCGUGCUUAACCAGCCUGUCCAUGUCAGCCGCAUCUCCACAGCUGACCUAUAUCAGCUGCGUUCGAUUCAGGACCCGGUGGCAAAAAUCCGAGCUCGGAUGGCUUCGCGACUAAAAAGACUGAGCAAACGACCCGACAUCCCUACCCCCGAGGCUGACACUUCCGUCCAGAGGAUGACUACUUCCAGUGCACCUACGGUGCAGCUGGGCCCGUGGGCCAGACUGCGUCCUGAAGCGCCGGCCUCGGCCACAGGCUCGAACCCUACCGACAUGGCAGCGUACGGUGAUGUCACGUGUCUGGGACAUGUCCUACAGGACCUACAGGACAUACUACGCGAGGUGGACAAUCUUCCGGCGAGCACCGAGGCCUCGCAGCAGCGGUUGCACGACUGUCCUCACUGUGAGUCUGGCUUCGUCUCUGCGCAUGGUCUACAUAUGCACAUCACAAGGAUGCAUCGUGAUCAAGUAAAGAGGUACAUUCCUCCUACCUUUGAUCGUAGUCGGCACUCCAGGGACGGUCUACCAGUAUGUUCCGCAUGCGACAAGGCCUUCCAUCAAUGGAAGGGCCUACGCGACCACUUGUUGUCGGGAGCCUGUACGCAACCGGAACGCCUACGCCAGCUAUCUCUCACCACCGAGGAACAGCUGCAAGGCCAAGCUCUCAGAGGCUUAGCCGCCCUUCGGGCUACGGUGCAGAGUUCGCCAAAAGACAAGCUCAGCAGCAUAGCCUCCCGACCGGAAGCUCAAGAACUCAAGCACAGGUGCAUCUUGUGCGGAUUCUGGACCCCCGACCAUACCAAGAUGAAAAAUCAUCAACGACAGGCUCAUGCACAGGUCUGGCAGCGAGAUGGUCCGGCGGCACUCAAGCUUUGCCAGGCCUACACAGUGCAGAUGAUCAAAGGACACCCAUGUCCCUUUUGCAAACUGCAGGUCUACGACAAACGCAAGCACCCAGAACAGUGCAUAGUUCUGUUCCAGGUCCUGCUCGGAUGGCACAAGGUCCAGGGUAAGGACAAAACGCGGGAACAAUGUUCCAAGCCUCAACCGAAGACCGCGGUGACAAUGUCCCUCAGUGGCUUCUUCGGGACGGCGGACCGAUCUGCUACUCCCGCUGCCUCCGCCACGGUCCCCACGGCGACGGCGAGCACCGCCGAGGGACAUCUCCCACCAGGCCUGUACUCAGCAUGCGGCGCAUGA
Symbiodinium sp. CCMP2592 is the source of this 3669-nucleotide messenger RNA. The record is from the annotation of a GenBank genome assembly. Lineage: Eukaryota; Dinophyceae; Suessiales; Symbiodiniaceae.